Molecule: messenger RNA, 987 nt
Organism: Theileria orientalis strain Shintoku
Lineage: Eukaryota; Apicomplexa; Aconoidasida; Piroplasmida; Theileriidae
Exons: 7
Coding region: 1-987 (328 amino acids)
Source: RefSeq, a predicted model, not a curated record
AUGGCAUACUCACAAACAUCGGAAUGCUCAGUGAAGCCGAGCAGGUUCUACGAAGACCUGGAAAGCGCAUCGGAAGGCUUUUUCCAAAAAAGCUGCUUCAUACAAAAGAAGAUGGAGGAAAAGGUAAAAAAUGAAAGGAGGAACUCGAGAAAUGUGUACAUGGCAAUAAGGCAAUUGGUAUCUUGCUGUUUCGGAAGUAAGCAAGGGGGAAGCAAAACAAACAUUAGAAUAAUGGUCAAUCUUGAGUUAAAUUUAACUAAGAUUAUGCUAAAACGACAUGUAGGAUAUGACCUGGAUGAGAUGUUUGAUGACGUUAGUACCACAGUGGCCUCGAGCGAGAGCACAGACACAAUGAUAGGAUACAUAAAGAAUGAGAGUUUGUGGGCAAUAGAGCCCUCAAAGAAGUAUAAAACACUAAGCAUGAAUAGCUCGGAAGCAAAGUGGUUACUGCUGUCAUGGGCGUCGAGGAUCAUGAGAGGGGAAAACGUAAAUAAGAACAUGUUGAACUCAAUAAUAAGGGAGUGUAAAGUUAAGUCGGAAGGUGUGGGAAACAUCACGAAGAGUGUAAUAAAGGCGUUCCCAGGACUGAACUUAUCAGAGGACAUAUACGAGAUGGAGUCGAGUGACCUGAACGUGGGACUGGACAACAUGUUUGCAACACUGGACAGCUACGUGCAAGAGGACAAAAGCACCUUUGUGUUCAUGGUACACAGCGAGACACUCUACGCAAUAUACUACACACACCAAGGAUCCAUGGACUAUAUUGUGCUGUUUGAAAUUAAGCUGUUCCAGAAGGGGAAAAUUAAAUACUUUGCAAGGUUCUUGGCGUUUGAAAGCUUCGACAAUGUUAGGGACUACAUGACGUCCACAAGGAACAUCGGAGUAAGAAACAGAUCAAAGUUGUUCUUCUACUUCUUCAAUUUUAAAAAGCUGGCUGUGAGCUGGAACGACGAAGUUCAACAGGGACAACAGGAGGUACCGCACUAA